Messenger RNA from Cydia fagiglandana, 7343 nucleotides. RefSeq lists its product as uncharacterized. Bases 332 to 3352 code for a protein of 1006 amino acids. The transcript is spliced from 10 exons. The record is from RefSeq and is a predicted model, not a curated record. Lineage: Eukaryota; Metazoa; Arthropoda; Insecta; Lepidoptera; Tortricidae. Gene Ontology annotation, molecular function: zinc ion binding; protein binding.
AAUUUCAUUUCAUUCACCAUCAUUGAAAAAAAAAUCUAGUUCUGUUCUGUCACGAAAUUGUAUUUAUUUAAUUUUAGCCAAUGUGUUACAUUAUUUUUGUUGCUUUAUAAUAAUAGAUUUAUAAUUAAAUUUCAAUUGUUUAGCGUUUAUUAACUGUGCUGGUUAUAUAAUAACAACGAUAAACAUGUUCGAUGUGUGUUUGUAAUCGGCCACAUAGUUUACUUCGUCGCAGCACGAUUGUCCCAGACUGGCCAUUAGUGAUAUUUUUCACGGUGUUCCGUGUCCCGCGAUGUGGUUUAGAUAGUGAAUAAUAAAGUGGUACGCGUGUGAAAUGUCCCAACAUGGAUGCCCAGAGAGACUGUCGAAUAGAUCGAAGGGUUUCCCGGAUGAGAGCGCUGGGCAGGCCACGAUGGAAGUGCUGGUGGAGACCCUGACGGGCACCGCGUUCGAGAUGACGGUGUCGCCCUCCGACACUAUCUUCGCGAUCAAGUCGAAGAUCUUCAGGGUGGAGGGCAUCCCAGUCUCCCAACAGCACCUAGUCUACAACCUGAAAGAGCUGGAAGACGCGGCUUCGCUCCGCGCGCUCGGCAUAUCAGAUGGCGCUCGCUUGCGUCUCGUAUUAGGCAUGCGAGGCGGCCCCAUAUCUACGCGCCGUCUACCCCCACCCCCCACUGAGCCGUGGAGGGAUAUCGAGCGACUGUUAGACUCGAACAGAGAUGAAGCCUGGUCCCACAGCGGCGCAGGAUGCAAAGUCACGGUACUGGUGUUCAGAGACGGCGAGCGCGUCAACAUGCUCCGCGUGCGGGAGAACAGGGACGGCUCCAUACAGCCCCGAGACCACGACUAUGCGUCACCCCUUCCUCACUCCUCGGAGCCAACAGUGAGAGACACCGCGACAGGCGGCGCGCGCGACAAUGCCGUCACCAUGAACAAGAUGAUGGAGCUCCGGAGGCGUAUGGAGACCCUCUCCGUACGGCGACGUGCAGACACCAAAGCGGAAAUCCAAAAGACCCGCUCCGAAGAAACUCUAUCCGUCCCGUCUCUCCUCGACGACGGCGCCUACCGCGCCUGCACGCCCGCCCUCUACGACGACUUCCGCGACGGACGACUGUUCGACGACUGUCGCGACGGGAGGCUGUUCGACGAUUGUCGCGACGGACGAUUGUUCGACGAUUGUCCGAGGGACGUAAGACUUUACGAAGAUUGUCCAAGAGAAGGGCGGUUGUAUGAAGAUUGUCCGCGGGACGGCCGGUAUACGAGGCUGGAUCUUGACUGUGCCUUUGAUCGUUACACGCUGCUACCGCCUAUAGGCAGCAGAACAGAUUCCGACCAAUCCGUCGACAGGAUCCAAGAGGUCGACAGCGAGCGUCUCAUGUCCGACGCUCUCGCCGGCUCCAUACUGGUGAAGAGGAGGGACAGAGAGGAAGAGGCUAUACUGGAGGAGUGUCUAGAGGGUGUCGAGAGUUUGAGGGACUCCCCGCAGCUGGCUGCCGGGGACCUAGCGCCUAUACCUGCGGCUGAAUAUGGUAAGAUACUUGUGAAGAGGAGGGACAGAGAGGAAGAGGCUAUACUGGAGGAGUGUCUAGAGGGUGUCGAGAGUUUGAGGGACUCCCCGCAGCUGGCUGCCGGGGACCUAGCGCCUGUAUCUGCGGCUGAAUUUGGUAAGAUACUUGUGAAGAGGAGGGACAGAGAGGAAGGGGCUAUACUGGAGGAGUGUCUAGAGGGUGUCGAGAGUUUGAGGGACUCCCCGCAGCUGGCUGCCGGGGACCUAGCGCCUAUACCUGCGGCUGAAUAUGGUAAGAUACUUGUGAAGAGGAGGGACAGAGAGGAAGAGGCUAUACUGGAGGAGUGUCUAGAGGGUGUCGAGAGUUUGAGGGACUCCCCGCAGCUGGCUGCCGGGGACCUAGCGCCUAUACCUGCGGCUGAAUAUGGUAAGAUACUUGUGAAGAGGAGGGACAGAGAGGAAGAGGCUAUACUGGAGGAGUGUCUAGAGGGUGUCGAGAGUUUGAGGGACUCCCCGCAGCUGGCUGCCGGGGACCUAGCGCCUGUAUCUGCGGCUGAAUUUGGUAAGAUACUUGUGAAGAGGAGGGACAGAGAGGAAGGGGCUAUACUGGAGGAGUGUCUAGAGGGUGUCGAGAGUUUGAGGGACUCCCCGCAGCUGGCUGCCGGGGACCUAGCGCCUAUACCUGCGGCUGAAUAUGGUAAGAUACUUGUGAAGAGGAGGGACAGAGAGGAAGAGGCUAUACUGGAGGAGUGUCUAGAGGGUGUCGAGAGUUUGAGGGACUCCCCGCAGCUGGCUGCCGGGGACCUAGCGCCUAUACCUGCGGCUGAAUAUGGUAAGAUACUUGUGAAGAGGAGGGACAGAGAGGAAGAGGCUAUACUGGAGGAGUGUCUAGAGGGUGUCGAGAGUUUGAGGGACUCCCCGCAGCUGGCUGCCGGGGACCUAGCGCCUGUAUCUGCGGCUGAAUUUGGUAAGAUACUUGUGAAGAGGAGGGACAGAGAGGAAGGGGCUAUACUGGAGGAGUGUCUAGAGGGUGUCGAGAGUUUGAGGGACUCCCCGCAGCUGGCUGCCGGGGACCUAGCGCCUAUACCUGCGGCUGAAUAUGGUAAGAUACUUGUGAAGAGGAGGGACAGAGAGGAAGAGGCUAUACUGGAGGAGUGUCUAGAGGGUGUCGAGAGUUUGAGGGACUCCCCGCAGCUGGCUGCCGGGGACCUAGCGCCUAUACCUGCGGCUGAAUAUGGUCCGCUGGUGGGCGGCGGGUGGCGCGCGCGGGGGUUCGGGUCGCACGGGCAGCUGGCGCCGCCGCCGCUGGCCGCCGCCGCGCACUCCGCCUCCUCGCUGCAGCUGCAGCCGCACCCGCCGCUCGAGGACGCGCUCUUCAGCUCCUCCACCAGCGACCUGGAGACCCUCACGAGGAACAGGAUGCUGCCGCUCAGCAGGCACCGAAAUCGCGAGCACCUGCACCUGAGCGACGAGGGCCUCGACGUGUCGCACCGGCCGCGCAACCUCGAGGUGGGCAGCGAGCGACGCCAGAGAAGGAUCAAGAAGAUCGCGGAGCUGGAGAACUCUAGGCUGUUCCGGUUUGGGGACUCGUUUGAGGACGUUGUGCAGGAGGUGGAGAAGGAGCCGGAAAAGAAGGAAAUUAAGAAGAUAGCCAGAAUACGGUGCGGGUUCUGCAAGAAGCGGCUCAGCAUCGCCACCGUGCACAAGUGUCGCUGCGGGGCCGAGUUCUGCGCCCCGCACCGGUAUGCUGAGGUGCACGGGUGCGCGUACGACUACAAGGCGAGCGCGCACCAGUACCUGCAGCGCGCCAACCCGCUCGUGUCCGCGCCCAAGCUGCCCAAGAUAUAGCCCUCCCCCCCCACACCCCCUACACACCCUCCACGCAUGACGACACACGACCAGUGCCCCGUUUACCAAAAGCUUGUAACUUGUAAUACAAGCGGAUGUCACUUUUUGAUAGCUUUAUUACGAGUUAUAAGCUUUUGAUAAACAGGCCCCGGUCCAUUAUAUAAGGAAUAUUUCUGUACCACUUCGUAUCUCGUCAUAGUGACGACGGAUAUGACAGCUAAUCUCAUAUUACGGUCACUGUGAUAAGGUACGUAGUGGCAUAGGAAAAAAUUGCACAGUCCGCUAAAGAAGUAGGUAUCUAACUAAUAGUCUAUUCUGUUUGAAUCUUAAAAGGAAUGUAAACUCUAUUUAUACAUUUUAUAUCUAUAAAAAUAUUGGCCGAAUGUCUUCACCGAAGUUUCCAAAUCAAAUAUAACAAUGAUUCCAUUAUACAAUAAUAAAAAUGUUAAAUACUAAAAAUUAAUUUUCGCGACGCCGUUUUGGGAACCGCCGAAAUAUCAUACUGUUAUUUUUUUACCUGUGAAAAUUCGAGUAAUUAACUAAAAAGCACAAUGUAAAUCUUACACUAGUAAGUCUAGUAACAUUAGUCAAAAAAAUUUGGACCUUUUCCAGUGUCGUAACCGCAAAGGUAUAGAAGAUUUAAAUUCCUUAGCCUCUAAUACUGGUCUCAAUCAAUUUGUAUACAGGGUGUUUGGUACAUUGUUUGUCAAAUUAGAACGGCAGAUAGGUUGACUCAUUUGCUAUCUACUCAUGCCUAGAAAAACAAAAUUGGCCAUGGCUUGUUUUACUACUACGCUAGUAAAAAAUUUAAAUUUACGAAAAACUGGCAUAGAAGUGAAAAAAAAAAUGUGCGCCAAAUUAAAAAUUUCUAGGCCUGAGAAGAUAGCAAAUGACUCAACCUAUCUGCCGUUUUAAUUUGGCAAACGAUGUACCAAACACCCUGUAUAAGUUAGCUUUUUCUGUAGCGGACUGUACUGUACACUCUAACCCCCUUAUUCAUAAACGUUUACUAAAGUUGACAAGCCGAUAAUAAUCGUUUGUCCCCGACAUAUUGGAAAGAUGGAAAGGGACAAACUAUUAUUAUCGGCUUGUUAACUUUAGUAACGUUUAUGAAUAAUGGGGCAAGUUGAUACGCGCCGAACGCCUAUUGGUUACAGUAGGUUAGUUGCCUAAGACUAUUUCCUUUACCACGCUACGCAAUUAAAACAUUAUUAAUUAAUAAAAUACAAAUAUACAUUCAAUUAUUGAUAUGGCAAAAAUAAUCACAUUUAAUAUAAUGUGAUGUAGGCAAAAUAUAAAGAAAAUUUGACCUAUUUUGCCGUUUUCGUGUACAUAUAGCCCUAUCUAUAUCCGUUCCUAUGUAUAAUUGCGUUGCGUUUUUAGGAAAUAGACUCUCCUAUUGUAUUUCUUAUUAGUUGGGCAAAUUCAACGAAUUAACGUCGACAACUAUAUAAAACUACUUCUAUUUUUUGUAUAUCACGGUAACGUCAAUUUGCCACAGAUAAGAAAUACGAAUUAACCUUUUGAACGCUUCACGUGAUAAACAAAAAUGUCACUCACACGCCAAGGUCAUGGGCGCAAGCGAGCUAAUGUAAACCUUAUUUGAAAGUGUGAAGGUACGCCAUAACACUUUGUUGUCCCCAUGGACACGACUAGUUACGACGCCAUUAGGUUCAAAAGGUUAAAAAUAAAUCUAUCGUAACCUGACAGCGAUCCAGAUGUAACUAUAGAUAUUGAAUGUACAUAGCUAUCUUGACUAAUCCCUUCUUUACACUGAUCUGGGUCGCGGUCGGCCAAUGAUCGAUUUAGCCAAAGAAUUAUUGAUAGUAAAAGACGAAGUUUAAGAAUCGUGGUCCCUAGUUUGACAGCUGAAUAGAUGGCGCUGUAUUGUGCCGUAUAGUUUGUGGGUGCUGGAUUGUCAAAUAUUUAUGACAGCUGUCAAAUUUGAAGCACGAAUUUGUCUUGGACGAGAAAUCUUAUACAAUCAAUGAUUCUAAUAAUUUAGCCUAGGUUAUUGAGGUCCGUUAGUAAAAUGACUAAUGUGAGAACCCCAUAUAAUUGACGGAUAUUUAAUUUUACUGACCAGUCUACACUUUAGAGCAAUAAAAGUGGAUAUAUUUUAUACAUUAAUGUACAAAAUAUAUCGUUUUAUUGUAACGGUAACUCAGCUUCUUUACUGAACUAAUUUCAUAGUUGAACAGUGCUCAGUCUUAAAAACGUCAACCUAAAGACUGCUUGAGAAAUUAACAAUGUUAAAUAAUUAAAACAAAUAUGUGACAUAGUUGACACGUCGCGUAGCAGCGCUUUGGAGCGUCGUUAAUAAUACCGUAAGCGUCGACCGCCAUAGGGUACUGUUACCCGUGGGACGUCACAAAUAUGUAUUUCAGAGGCGAAUUUUUACUACCGAGCAUUUAAGUUACAAUUUAGAAUUUACAUAAAUUAGUUCUUUAAAGGAGGAAAAAUAUGUAAAGGUGUAUAAAAACCACACAAUCAAUCACUGGAUAAAUAAAAUUCAGUUACUAUCCAGCUGAAAAUACUUGAUCGUGAUCUUAUUGAUUGGUUUGACAAUAUUGUGAUCCAUAAUGUCAAUCGUGUAAUCAUAAAUACGCGUAACACCGCCACGUUUAUUAUUAUUACUAACAUGUUAUUUCUCGGGCGGGAAACGACCAGCUAUAUUAAAUGUUCUUGUCAUAUAGUUAUUGUUACACUGUGUGCCCAUUUGAGCGGGACGUCAGGUGGGGACGCAGCUUGAAAGGCCCCACAGAUUAUCAGUCCGCCGGACGAUAUCAGCCUGUCGGUUGUUGCAAGCUGUCAAAUUUUGCGUGUAACUGACAGGCCGAUAUCGUCCGGCGGACUGGUAAUCAGUGGGCCUCUUUAGUCGUACGUGCUUGUACUAAUGGAGUCAAACGAAUUGUGAUAUAUGCUGACCUAAAUUAAGAAGAAAAUGUUGAAACUUCUGCCACGUGUGAGUUUGUUUUUGUAAUUAAAUAAUUGAGAAAAAAAUGUGAAAAAAAAUUACUCUAAAAAUGUAACUUAGUUUUGACCGUCACGGAAUGUGAAAUAUGAAUGGAUAGAACUUUAAAUGUUUGUGCCAGAAUGAUAUUAAAAGUAGUGAAUGACAUAUAAAUGACAUUUGUUUCCACGGUAACUUUAGGUGCUGGAAUGUUAAUUUUUAUUUUCUUUUGAAUUCUGAUAUUUUUAAGUCAGCUAAGAGGUUUUUUCAUCAUUUUACUUUUUUAUAGGUUACAAAUGAUAUUGCUAACUUAAACGGGUACUUUCUGUUGGUCUUAUAGAAUUUAACAAUAUGUACUUUUCAAGGUGCGAAAAGAAAUAUAACACAACACUGGAAAGCCAGAUAUUAAGACACAGAUUUUAUAAGCCUAAUAAUAAGGUUUUAAUUUCAAUUCUUGCAAAUAAAAAUGUCCGUGUGACGGUCAAAAUACUAACGGUACUAUAUUUCGUGCUAGAUCUCUCGGUUUCAGUAAUUCAUGUAACAUAUGUUGUGUAACACUAGAUUAUUAUGCUUAUACAUGUUCAUUUGUCAAAUGUACUGCUAUAUUCACGUGGGUCGUGGUUUAUAUAAAAUCAACCGUAUCAUUUAACAUAUACGGUUCAUUUUUGGUAUACUUAAGGCUCGAGUUUUGAGUCCGAUGCGUUCAUACCAAUUUUGACGUUGAACCAAAAGAAUAGGAAUAUAUUUUUUGUAAUAAUAAUAUUAAUACUUUAUUUAAUGGCCUUUUAUUACUAUAAUAAUAGUCAGGUUUGGUGUUAGAAUUGGAAUGAUCGCGAAUAGGUGCAUAUCGAUAUUGUUGGUGUCAAUAAUAUUGAUUAAUAAUAUUGAUUAAUAUUGAAUGUGUUUAGGACCCGUUUGGGUGUGCCAGAUAAUUUGAUUUUUUUUUUUUAGAUUAUUAUUAAGUUUAUAGAUAAUUUUUAUUUGGGUAAAUAAUUUUGGCUGAUUUCGAAAAUAAAUAUUUAUAAUGCGAAAGCGAAA